AUGGCAGAGUAAACUUAGCAAGAGAAUCCAUUUCUCACUAACUCACUCUAACUCUCUUGGGCAGAACAUCGCAUGCUAUCACUAACCAUCUACCUUAUGUUCCUGUCAGCUUUAUUUUGGUUUCUAUUCUGCAUAAUCUCUCUUAUUACUAAGUUCUGUCUCAAGCCAGAAAUAAGAGAAGAGACCAUCUAUAGAAGAUUGACUUCAACUCUACUGUAAUAACUUGAUAAUUCAGAAUUCCUACUAUCAAAUUCUGAAUCUGGGUCAUCAGAAGAGCAUAAAAAUUCUUAAUCAGAAGACGGUUCACGCCACGACAGCAUGGUAACAUUCCCUCUUUGGUCAAGAAAAAAGAGAUAUGAUCAAUUGGUUGAAGAGCAUUCCUCAGAUAGUGAGAGAAGAUAGACUAGAAAAGACAAGGAGAUGAUAAGUUAUCCUACUAAUUUCAUUAGAAAUCAGAACUCUGAGGAUAAAUAUCGUAUCUAAAAGAAGGGACCUGAUGUGUUAGCUACUACUUUUACUUUUAAAGUUGAGAAACAUCAAGGUCUUAAAUUUCUAUUUGCUUGGAUAGCUAUGCUAUUACUAACCUUUUCCAUCCUACCGCUAGUGUCAAUUGGAUGGCUGGGAUUAACCUUUGGAAUUUUCCUCAUAUCAGCAUUUAUGCUUACUCAAUUCAUUGCUAUCAUUUAUUAGAAUAACAAGUAUAUUUUCUCAACAAGAUUCGCUCAAACCAAUCUAUCCUAUUACAUUCAGAUACUACAUAAAAACGCCUUGAGCUUCGAUGAUAUGGCUGAUUUUUAAUCUGGAGAGUUUUACUUAAGAAAAGUACUUGCAACAAUCAAGUACUAUAGUGAAAAUCACAGAUUCCUAUUCUUUAUCUCACUCAUUGGAAUAGUUUUAUUUUCAAUUGGAGCUCCUCUUUUAGUUGACGAAGGUUGUCUUUCUAAACAUGAAGAAGUAAACUCGAACACUUGUAAAUCUAAAGAGUGUUUUCCAAUAGUUAACUAUCAACUUAUCACAAAUGAUCAAUCAGAAAUCAGGUUAUAAUAGGAAGCUGAAAAAGUCUAUUCCCACUUCGAUUAAAAUGAAGAGUUCAAUUCUCAGAGAAGAAUAUAUAAAGCUCAAUUAAAUAAUCUUGAACCAGGAUCUACCUACUAAUUCUCAAUUUACUAUAACUAAACAGGGUAUCUGAGUGGAAAGAACUCAAAUAAUUUGGAGACAUUUAAGAUGCAUUACAUGCUUGAAGAGAAUUAAAUUGAUUUGGCUUUGAUAUCUGGAUACUUGGCUUUUGAUUAUGGAUAAUUGACAUGCUAUCAUCUCUGGGACUAAUUCCUUGAAUACUGGCAGAGUAAUUUUGUUGAUCAUAACAAUGCUAUGAUUCCAUCAAUAGUAGCUGCUUCUAAAUCUGAAAUUGGUUAUUAGCCAUUCUCUUUAUCUGACCCAAGUAAACUUAAAGAUAACAUAUUUAUGACAUUUUUCCCAUUCACUAUGAAUCAACCCUAUGCCCGACUUUAUUACCAUCAUACAAUCCAAAUGGCUUUCGAAUGA
Messenger RNA from Stylonychia lemnae, 1545 nucleotides. The record is from the annotation of a GenBank genome assembly. NCBI's taxonomy places the organism in Eukaryota, Ciliophora, Spirotrichea, Sporadotrichida, Oxytrichidae.